Molecule: messenger RNA, 900 nt
Organism: Bubalus bubalis (water buffalo)
Lineage: Eukaryota; Metazoa; Chordata; Mammalia; Artiodactyla; Bovidae
Product: beta-2-microglobulin
Exons: 4
Coding region: 90-446 (118 amino acids)
Biological process (GO): immune response; peptide antigen assembly with MHC class II protein complex; positive regulation of T cell activation
Cellular component (GO): MHC class I protein complex; MHC class II protein complex
Molecular function (GO): MHC class II protein complex binding
Source: RefSeq, a predicted model, not a curated record
GCGGGCAGGCUUCCGAUUGGCUGCCUGAGUGCGGACUAUAAAGGCGAGCGCGGAGCCCAGCCGCUCACUCCGCCACCGCUGCUGCAAGCAUGGCUCGCUUCGUGGCCUUGGUCCUUCUCGGGCUGCUGUCGCUGUCUGGACUGGACGCCAUCCAGCGUCGUCCAAAGAUUCAAGUGUACUCAAGACACCCACCAGAAGAUGGAAAGCCAAAUUACCUGAACUGCUAUGUGUCUGGGUUCCAUCCACCCCAGAUUGAAAUCGAUUUGCUGAAGAAUGGGGAGAAGAUUAAAUCGGAGCAGUCAGACCUGUCUUUCAGCAAGGACUGGUCUUUCUACCUGCUGUCCCACGCCGAGUUCACUCCCAACAGCAAGGAUCAGUACAGCUGCCGAGUGAAACACGUUACUUUGGAACAACCCCAGAUAGUUAAGUGGGAUCGAGACCUGUAAGCAGCACCAUCGAGAUUUGAACAUUCUUCAUUUGGUCUAAUAUCAAAUUCUGUUUCCUUGCUCUUUAAUACUGAUAUGCUUUUAUGCUUUAUGCACAUAAUCAGAAGUGGUAUUCAUGUUAUCACAAAUAACUUCUUUAUAAUUUUGCCUUGGCUGCUGCACGUCCAUGUUUGGCCUUCCUAUGCAGGUGUGUACAGUGGAGGUGCUGGCAUCUUAGAGGUGGGGAGGACAAUUUCAGAUUUACCAUCAACAUCUGGGUGUCUUCUGCAUACGAAACUGCGUAAUAAGAUACUUAUGCAUGUUAAAGUAAGCCUCCAAUUUUGUAACUUUGGUUACAAUUUUGGGAAAAUUUUGGAAAGAUAAUUUUUAGAGUUAUGGAAAUUUGUUAAUUUUUAGAAUUAUGGAGAUUGUAGAUGAAGCAUUUUGCCAUAUAAAGUUUAUAUGUUAUCUCCUA